AUGCCGUCCCUGUCGGCGCUGUCGGUGCGGCCGCCCAUUGUGCGGAUCGCCAACGGCACCUUUUACCGACAGCAUCCCAGUUCAGUGCCAGCGAGAACCGGUCCGCAAGCAGCCCAGGGCCACCGGCCGCUGUUUUCGAAUCUGCGCUUCGAGCUGCCUGCAGGCGAUGGCGCGUCGUCCUGGUGUGUUGUCGGGCCCUCUCUGUCCGGCAAGACGACCUUUCUGCAGCUCCUGCAGGGCCAGCACAUCUGCCUGCCUCCAGCGGCCCGGUCGUUUCCGUAUCUGGCCACCGAAGCGGUGCCGGCGCGGCUCAAGAGCGCCUCACAGGCCCUGCGCUAUGUCGGGUUCGACACCGAGGGCAGCGGUCUGGGUCCGGCCACGUCGGCCUACCUGUCGGCGCGGUAUGAGUCGUUGCGCGAGACGACCGACUUUUCGCUGCGCGACUACCUUGGCGGCAACACGGAGCUGAAUCCGUACGAGGGCACCGACCAGAGGCCGUCGUCCUCGUCCGGUCUAUUUGAGCGCGUCGUCUGUGAUCUGCGGCUCGACAGCCUGCUGGACCUGCCGGUGGCCUUUCUGUCCAACGGCCAGGGCCGGCGCGCUCGCAUCGGACGAGCACUGCUGAUGCGACCGGCCGUGCUGCUGCUGGACGAGCCAUUCAUGGGCCUGGACCCACCGACAGUGGCCGGACUGAGUCCUCUGCUGCGCGAUAUGGCCGCGGCCGCCGAGCCGCAGCUGGUUCUGAGCUCACGGCCACAGGACCCACUGCCGACCUGGAUCACUCAUCUGGCGUAUUUGCGGACAGAUUGCCAGGUGGCGGCCAUGGGGCCACGCGACAUGGUGCUGGACCGGCUGCGCAGCUAUGUGCGUGGCGUGCGGGCCGGCACGCUGGCUGAGGACGACAAGAUGCCGGUGCGCACGCUCGGCGAGAUGGGCCGGCUGUUGACGGAUCGAGGAAUCCAAGGUCGGGGAUUGGACGAGGAGACACAUCCAAUACAACCAACACAAACAGUAAAGACUACCCCCACCCCCCUCGGUGAGCCCCUCGUCGAGAUGGACGGCUGUCGGGUGCAGUAUGGCGAUCAUGUGGUGCUGGGCAACUGGACCGACAGCUCCCAGGCCUCGUCUGGGCUCGUCUGGACCGUUCGACGCGGCGAGCGCUGGGGCCUGUUUGGGCCCAACGGCUCCGGCAAGACCACGCUCGUGUCGCUGCUGUGCUCGGACCAUCCGCAGACGUAUUCGCUGCCGAUCCGGCUGUUUGGCCGCAGCCGUCUGCCGGAACGGCCAUCGGACUCGUCGUCGUCGUCGUCGGUCCCCUACCGGCCCCCCCUUACCUUCUGGGACAUUCAGGCCCGCAUCGGCCACUCAAGCCCCGAGGUCCACCAGCACAUGCCGCGCAGCCUGACGGCUCGCCAGGUCGUUGAGAGUGCCUGGGCCGACACGUUCCGGUCGCGGCCACAGCUGUCAGCCGAGGCCCCGGACUUGGUCGAUGCCUGUCUGCAGUGGUUCGCGCCAGAGCUGGGGACGAGCCGCGGAGGGAGCUCGACCGAUGUCCCCCUCUUUGGCGAGCUUUCCUUUAGCGCACAGCGUGUCCUCUUGCUCGUCCGCGCUGCCAUCAAGCACCCCGACAUCGUCGUCCUCGACGAGGCUUUCAGCGGCAUGGACGAACGCGUCCGCGACAAGUGCGCCCACUUCCUCAGCCACGGCAUCCCGCACCACGACCGCCUCACCGGCCUCACCGACCGUCAGGCCCUCAUCUGCAUCGCUCACGUCCGAGAAGAGGUCCCCGACAUCGUGCGCGAGUGGCUGUGCCUACCAGAGGCCAACACCGGACGGCCACCGCGCUUCGGCCGCCUCGAUGGUCCCCUGCGGACCAGUCGUCGUCGCUGGGAUGAUAUUUGGGGACAGAUGAGUACAGUUGAAAGUUCAGUCGAUUGA
This is a messenger RNA of Grosmannia clavigera kw1407, 1938 nucleotides long. RefSeq names its product ABC transporter. Bases 1 to 1938 code for a protein of 645 amino acids. Gene Ontology annotation, cellular component: mitochondrion. The record is from RefSeq and is a predicted model, not a curated record. Lineage: Eukaryota; Fungi; Ascomycota; Sordariomycetes; Ophiostomatales; Ophiostomataceae. Gene Ontology annotation, molecular function: ATP hydrolysis activity; ATP binding. The transcript has a single exon.